Aureococcus anophagefferens is the source of this 741-nucleotide messenger RNA. RefSeq lists its product as hypothetical. Lineage: Eukaryota; Pelagophyceae; Pelagomonadales; Pelagomonadaceae. The record is from RefSeq and is a predicted model, not a curated record. The transcript is spliced from 2 exons. Gene Ontology annotation, cellular component: ribosome. The coding region runs from base 10 to 741 and encodes 243 amino acids. Gene Ontology annotation, biological process: translation. Gene Ontology annotation, molecular function: structural constituent of ribosome.
AGCGACGCGAUGAAGUUCGCUCUGGUGGCGCUGGCCGCCACGGCCUCGGCCCUCGUGGCCCCCGCAUCCCUCAGACGGCCGGCGACGGCCCUCGCCGUCGCGACUGCCGAAGUUCCCGUGAAGUCGUUCGACGGCGCCGACGCCGGAACCGCGACGCUCUCCCUGAAGACGACGAAGGGCGAGAAGGACAUGUACGUCGUCCACCGCAAAUACGUGAACGAGCGGCGUAACGCGCGCCAGGGCACGGCGUCCACGAAGACGCGCGCGGAGGUCCGCGGCGGCGGCCGCAAGCCGUUCAAGCAAAAGGGCACGGGCCGCGCGCGCCAGGGCUCGACGCGCACGCCCCUCAAGCCCGGCGGCGGCGUCGUCUUCGGCCCCAAGCCCAAGGACUGGGCGAACAAGAAGAUCAACCGCAAGGAGGCGGAGCUCGCCAUCGGCAUCGCGAUCCAGAACAAGGCGGCCCGCGCCACGGUCGUCGACUCCCUCGCCGGCAAGUUCGUCGGCGCGCCCAAGACGAAGAGCGUCACGUCCAUGCUCUCCGGCCUCGGCCUCGACGCCGACGAGAAGACGGUCCUCGUCUACGACACGGAGGACGACGUCCUCGAGAAGUCGGCGGCGAACCUGCCCAACUGCGAGCUCCGCCUCCAGGACGAGAUCACCGUCUCCGACAUGCUCUGGGCCAACCAGGUCCUCUUCACCAAGCCCGCCUUCGACUGGGUCAACGAGCGCUACGGCGCCUAG